Pteronotus mesoamericanus is the source of this 6817-nucleotide messenger RNA. RefSeq names its product tubulin tyrosine ligase like 7 (gene TTLL7). The record is from RefSeq and is a predicted model, not a curated record. NCBI's taxonomy places the organism in Eukaryota, Metazoa, Chordata, Mammalia, Chiroptera, Mormoopidae. Bases 501 to 3164 code for a protein of 887 amino acids. The transcript is spliced from 21 exons. Gene Ontology annotation, cellular component: cilium. Gene Ontology annotation, molecular function: tubulin-glutamic acid ligase activity; tubulin binding. Gene Ontology annotation, biological process: protein polyglutamylation; microtubule cytoskeleton organization.
GUGUCGCCACCCCAACUCGCCCUGGGCGCCAGUUCCGCUCCGCACGUCGCGCACCCCCGGUUGCAGCCCGCGAAUGGUCUGGCCCGUCGGCAGCCGCCACCCGCUUCGGCAGCAAAAGCUGCUCCAGCUGCUCGGGGUCGAGCGCCGGGGGUCGAGCGCCGGAGCCCGAGCCGGGGCUGCCGCGGGCGGUGGGCGGGCGGAGGGAAGCGCCGGACCACCAGCUCGGACUGCAGCCCUGGACGGACGCCGGCGGGAAACCGGGGAGCCGCAGAGCGAUCGCCUGCUGCGGGGAGGCGAGCCCCGGGUCUGGGCUUGCCCUUGCUCGGGCAUCUUCUUAUCCCAUAACUUCGGUGCCCUGAAAUCUGAGUAUUCCACCAAGAUAAUAUGAUAGGAACUUCCCGUGGUUUGGAGCCAUAGCCUCCUUAGGCCCAUGUGGGCCAUCCAGAUUUCCUGAGAGCUGGGUACAGAGACACACUGCUUGCUGAUCGGUACAAGCAAUAAUGCCAUCUCUGCCUCACGAAAGAGUUAUUCAGGGAUCCUCUCCCCUGGAUCUGAAUACAGAAUUGCCUUAUCAAAGCAGUAUGAAAAGGAAAGUGAGAAAGAAGAAAAAGAAGGGAAUAAUUACAGCAAAUGUUGCUGGGACAAAGUUUGAAAUUGUUCGUUUAGUAAUAGAUGAAAUGGGAUUUAUGAAAACUCCCGACGAGGAUGAAACAAGUAACCUUAUAUGGUGUGAUUCUGCAGUUCAGCAGGAGAAGAUUGCAGAGCUGCAAAAUUACCAGAGGAUCAACCAUUUUCCAGGAAUGGGGGAGAUCUGUAGGAAGGAUUUCUUAGCAAGAAAUAUGACCAAAAUGAUCAAGUCCCGGCCUCUGGAUUAUACCUUCGUUCCUCGUACAUGGAUCUUCCCUGCUGAAUAUACUCAAUUCCAGAACUAUAUGAAAGAACUGAAGAAAAAAAGAAAGCAGAAAACUUUUAUAGUAAAACCAGCUAAUGGUGCAAUGGGUCAUGGGAUUUCUUUGAUAAGAAAUGGUGACAAACUUCCAUCUCAGGAUCAUUUGAUUGUUCAAGAAUACAUUGACAAGCCUUUCCUAAUGGAAGGUUACAAGUUUGAUUUACGAAUUUAUAUUCUGGUGACAUCAUGUGAUCCACUAAAGAUAUUUCUGUACCACGAUGGACUUGUACGCAUGGGAACAGAGAAGUACAUCCCACCGAAUGAAUCCAAUUUGACCCAGUUAUACAUGCAUCUGACAAACUACUCUGUGAACAAGCACAAUGAGCGGUUCGAAAGGGAUGAAACUGAAAACAAAGGCAGCAAACGCUCCAUCAAAUGGUUUACAGAAUUCCUACAAGCAAAUCAAUAUGAUGUUUCUAAGUUUUGGAGUGACAUUUCAGAAUUGGUUGUUAAGACUCUGAUUGUGGCAGAACCUCACGUCCUGCACGCGUAUCGAAUGUGCCGGCCUGGUCAGCCUCCCGGAAGUGAAAGUGUCUGCUUCGAAGUCCUGGGAUUUGAUAUUUUGUUGGACAGAAAACUAAAGCCAUGGCUUCUGGAGAUCAAUCGAGCUCCAAGCUUUGGAACUGAUCAGAAAAUCGACUAUGAUGUGAAAAGAGGAGUGCUGCUAAAUGCACUGAAGCUGCUAAACAUCAGGACCAGUGAUAAAAGGAGAAACUUGGCCAGACAAAAAGCUGAGGCUCAAAGGAGGCUUUAUGGUCAAAAUUCAAUAAAAAGGCUCUUACCAGGGUCCUCAGACUGGGAACAGCAGAGACAUCAGUUGGAGAGGCGGAAAGAAGAGUUGAAAGAGAGACUUGCUCAAGUACGAAAGCAGAUCUCUAAAGAAGAACAUGAAAAUCGCCAUAUGGGGAAUUAUAGACGAAUUUAUCCUCCUGAAGAUAAAACUCUGCUUGAAAAGUAUGAAAAUUUGUUGGCUGCUGCCUUUCAGACCUUUCUUUCAGGAAGAGCAGCUUCAUUCCAGCGAGAGCUGAAUAAUCCUUUGAAAAGGAUGAAGGAGGAAGAUAUUUUGGAUCUUCUGGAACAAUGCGAAAUCGAUGACGAAAAGUUGAUGGGCAAAACUGCCAGGCCUCGAGGACCAAAGCCUCUGUGUUCCAUGCCUGAGAGUACAGAGAUAAUGAGAAGGCAGAAGUACUACAGCAGUGAUAGCAGCUAUGACAGCAGCAGCAGCUCCUCGGAGUCAGAUGAAGAGGAGAAAGAAGAGUACCAGAAUAAGAAACGGGAAAAGCAAGUUACUUAUAACCUUAAGCAGUCCAACCACUACAAAUUAAUUCAACCAUCCAGCUCCAUAAGACGUUCAUUCAGUUGCCCUCGGUCCAUCUCUUCUCAGUCACCUUCUAGUGCAGAUAUCCGGCCCCUGUCUGCUCAACAAAUGAUGUCAGCACCCCGGCCAACUUCAACCUCUCGGUCACAUUCCUUAAACCGUGCUUCCUCCUACAUGAGGCAUCUGCCUCAUAGUAAUGAUGCCAGCUCCACCAACUCUCAGAUGAGUGAGUCUUUGCGGGGACUGAGAACAAAAGAACAAGAAGAUGAUCUAACAAGUCAGACCUUAUUUGUUCUCAAGGACAUGAAGAUCCGGUUUCCAGGAAAAUCAGAUGCAGAAUCAUUACUUCUGGUAGAAGAUAUCAUUGGUAACUGGAAGUAUCAUAAAACAAAAGUGGCUUCAUAUUGGCUCAUAAAAUUGGACUCUGUAAAACAGCGAAAAGUUUUGGACAUAGUAAAAACAAGUAUUCGUACAAUUCUUCCACGUAUCUGGAAGGUAGCUGAUGUCGAUGAACUACAUUUAUAUCGGAUUUUUAACCGGGUUUUUAAUCGCUUACUCUGGAGUCAUGGCCAGGGACUGUGGAAUUGUUUCUGUGAUUCGGGAUCCUCUUGGGAGAGUAUUUUCAGUAAAAGCCCUGAGGUGGUGACUCCUUUGCAGCUCCAAUGUUGCCAGCGCCUGGUUGAACUUUGUAAACAGUGCCUGCUAGUGGUUUACAAAUAUGCAACUGACACAAGAGGAUCACUCUCAGGCAUUUGUACUGAUUGGGGUAAUUCCAGGUAUUUACUUCCGGGCAGUACACAAUUCUUCAUGAGAACACCAACCUACAACUUGAAAUACAGUUCACCUGGAAUGACUCGCUCCAAUGUUUUGUUUACAUCCCGAUAUGGCCAUUUGUGAAGUAAAAGGGAAGAUCGCCAUGGGUUAUGCAAAAGAGCAAUUCAUUUUCCCCUUAAUUUAAACAUGCAAAGAAAGCAACCAUUAAGUGCUGUUUUAUGUAUAUAUGACAUAUAUAUGUGUGAAAUAUAGACACACAUUUCCUCAAAUAACAUGUAUAUUUAUUAUAAUACAUAAAAGAAGAAUUAGCAGAAAACUUGGAUAUAAGAUUUAACCUUUCUGGAAAUGUAAUAAACCAUGUUAAUAUUGUUUACAAAUAUGUGAAUGCCUAGAAUUUGCCAGGUUUAUAAAUACCUUCCUACUAGAAAUGUUAUUUUUGCUGCAGAGUAUAUGAAACAAUUGAUCUUGAAGAUCCCAUUACUGUGUUAAAUUAUUUUCUAGAUGACACAUCUUUUGACUUAAAAAAGCAUUAAUAGUAUAAAACCUUAUUCUCUUAUGUAUAUAGUAGACAUAUAAAAUGAAGAAAAAUUAGAAGCCUGGUGUUGCUUUGAUGAUAGGAUUAAGUGUAAAACGGGUUUAUCAUUACUAUAGUAUGCUGUAAAGUACUACAAAAAUCUCAACCUAAUUCUUCAACAUUUUUAUUCCCCUAUGUGAAAAUUUAGCUACUUAUGUUAAUGUAAAUUUUCAGGAAGGAUCUAUGAGAUCCUAUUCCAAUCUAAAGCAGAAGACAAUCCAGUGGGUUAAAAAUAAAGAAAACAUAAAUUUGCUUUUAUUUUUACUUUUCAUCAGGAGUCACAAAAAGGAAAAGAAAAUGAUGGUAAUGACAAAGUCUACUUAUGAUUUUUGCAUCUUAUACCACUAAUUUUUAUUUGGAAAGAGUAUCUCCAAUGGAUGGAUACAGUCAAAUACAAUUUUUUCUAUUCUUCAGAAGUAGAAGUGUUAACCUUUCAAACUCAUAUCGGUGUUACAUGAUAAUGUGUCACACUUAUGUUAUGUCUUUCAAUGUUGAGACCAAGUCACACUGCAAAGUCUAAUACAGUUACACAUUACACCAUUGAAAAUAAUCUCAAAUACUGCAAGUAGAAGAUUCUGAUUACUGGAUAUUAUUAGUUAGGGUGUACCCUUAAGAAUUUUUUAAAAAAAACUGUGAAGUUUCUUCUUGUUCAAAGUUAACAUGCAUACGUUUCUUAGCAGUUUACUUCCAUUUCUUGCAGAGAGUUUCAAAACAAUGAAUGAGCUUCCAGUUUUCUAUGGAAAUAUAAACACUAUCAUUAACAUGGGAGUCCUUAGAAAUUGCAAUAUUUACUUUUUACAAGUUUGUUUCAACUUCUCUACCAUGUUUUAUUUUCUCACAGAUGCUAAUUAUUUGCAAAAUUUAUGAAUGUUUUACCUCCUUUUAUUAUCCUAAAAGCUAUUUCCAGUAAAUCAAGAAAUGGCCCCAAGAAGAAGAACUGAGGGGAGCAAACUCUCCUGGUUUAAUUCACAAGCUGGAUAAUUGGCAACCCACAGUUGUAAGUUAGAUGUACUUUGUUUUUAAAGCCAUAUGUUGAGACUGUGUUAGACUAGAAUAGGUUGUUCUCUAAAUUAUUGCUAGUUACUUGGUUGUUUAUGACUACUUAACAUCCAUAUUCCAGUAGGUACUUUUUCUUGCUAGAUGUAUCCCAAAGAAGAAUUUGUUACUGUCUUUGUGAAAAAAGGAGAAUAAGGAUGUCAAGAUGAAGGAAAUUACUGUGUAAUUCUGAAUGUUUAUGACUCCAUUUUGUAAAUUCUUAAGCAUGUGUUAUAGAUUUCUUAGAAAAAAUAAUGCAACAAUGGGGAUAUUACAAAAUCAUUACAAGAAUGAUCAGCAAGUAGGCCUUUUUAAGGAGUAUUUUUAGUCAUUUUUCUUUUAAAUUCACACUUUGCCCAUGAAUGAGACACGAUUUCAAGUGUCUGGUAUAUGAUAUCAACGUAUUUUGUUGUUUGCUAACUUACAUUAAUUUAAAUAAAAAAUGGUUAUUUAAUUUGCUAGAGUCGGUGCUUUUGAACUUCUGUCCUUAGUUGUACAAGAGUGAAUUUUUUAUGUAAGACAAGAAUAAGAAGAAUGUCCAACUUGGGGAUGCACCCUCUCCCCCUAGGAAAACACAUGCAAACUCAAACACAUGCACAUACACAUACACACAUAUACUCAAAGAAUUUUAAAAACCAAAAGUAAAUUUAAAUAUAUGAACUAUCCAAAUAACUGAUGAAAAAAUUUCAUUUCCCUAGCUACUUAAGUCUGCCUUUUUUUUUUUUUAAGCACUAGAAUUUCAUUGCCCACGUUUGCCUAUUUAUUCUGAUCUCGUUUGAUAUGAUAGUUGUGAAAAGCCAUGUACUAAUUAUAUUGAUGUACACUGCCUGGUAUGCAUGGUCUGUGGUUGCUGUAGUGCUUAUCCCCUGAUGAGACACUAAGAGGAGAAGAUACAGUAAUAAACUGUGGAAGUCUCUAGAGGCCAUAGAAAUGUUUUAGAGGCAUAAUAUAAUUCUUAGUUUCUAUUAUAAUUUUUUUAAUUAACGGGGUUAAAGCAUACUAGUAUAAAUGAUAGUAUGGGUCAGACUCUCUCUCCUGAGAGAGAGAAUAGCUUUAUCUGAAAAAUCCAAAGCUAUUCAUUUUUACCAGGAGUUUUAAAUAGGGAAUUUGGUUUACUUAUGAUGAAAGUAUAUUUUUAUUCUGUUAUUAAGAAAGUAUCGCUGAUAUUUCUGUAAAUCUAAGAUUGGAAUGCUUCCCAGAAAUGUAUAUGAUUAGAGUGAUUUCCAGAAUUGUACAAAAAGCAAUCUUUUUCCUUUAAAUCAUCUAUGAACACAGUUUGUGAUGCAGAUUAGUUUCACUUUAAUAAUACAACAUUGUAGAUUAGUUGCCAUUUGUAAUCUGUUGAAGGAAAUACUGUGAUUCUCAGUAUGAUUAGUUUUACUGGAUUUUAUUUUAGUAGCAUUUAUUUAUCUUGCUUGCAUACAAUAAAGUUAGAAUCAGAUAUAGAAAUGGUGACAGUAACCUGCUGGAACAUAGUUGAAUAUCUCCGGUUAUCUAUAAGAUGCAAAGAUCUAUACACAUUUUUUGUAGGUCUAAAUACACAAAAUGUUUCUACUAAUUCCUUUUCCCUAAAACUAAAAUGAACCAAACUCAAAGAAAAAAUUCCAACCUUCUUUACAGCUAGAUCACAAUAGUUUCUAGACAUCAAGAAAAAUAUUUCAUCCUAAUUCUCUUUUUACCUUGGAACGUAUAUGAUUAUAGAAUUUGGUUAUCUAACUGGAAAUUUCAGAUGCUUUCAUAUAAAUUAAUACAAAUACUUUUUUCUUUAGCCUGUCAAAGCCAUUCUGUUUAAAAAUUCUCUUUAAACGUAUACCUUACUUGACCUUUUCAAAAUACCAAAAAAUUAAUAGUUGCAUAAAUGCUAUUAUUUCUGUAAAGCAUUGGUUUAUUCUUAAGUGUACAUUUUUUAAAGAAUAAGAGCAGAUACCUCAAGAAGAAUGACAGAAAAUACUCUUCUGUCCUCUAAUGCUGAUUUAUAUUUUGAGUCUUAGUUAAUUUGAUUAUGAGUGUUAAACAAUAAAAAUUAUAACUACAAUUAAAGUGUUUCUGUGACUUGAUAAUUAUUGAAAAUUUGCUUUCCCCUUUAGAUUAAGAGAUUUAAGUUUUCAAAAACUGAAUUAGUUAUCUAAAUAUUUUGGCUAAUAUUAGUUUCAAGUGAAUUAAAAUU